Rhineura floridana is the source of this 1976-nucleotide messenger RNA. It is a transcript of the gene TEX9, whose product is annotated as testis expressed 9. Lineage: Eukaryota; Metazoa; Chordata; Lepidosauria; Squamata; Rhineuridae. The transcript has 13 exons. Bases 152 to 1381 code for a protein of 409 amino acids. The record is from RefSeq and is a predicted model, not a curated record.
ACCGCGGGACGCCGCCAGGGGCCGGGGACAUCCCACCGCGCGGCCCCAGGAGGCCGUCGGCGAGGGGAAGGGCUGAACCCAGCGCGGGGCCUGGCGGCGCCGUUGCCUAGCGACAGCCAAGCGGAGCCUCCCACCGUUGCGGCUCCGCAAAAUGGCGGCGGCGGCAGGCGGCGGCGCCUCUUCUUCGGCCCGGGUGUCCCUCCGCCGGCCCUCCGCAGGCGCCGAGAGGAGCAGCAGCAGAAGCGGCAGCGCCGCCGCCUUCCUGGCCAAGGAGGAGGAAUACAAUUUCAAUUACGGAGGCCUGAGGAUGUGGACACACUGCUUGAAGAAGUGCAGGCGUGUAAAUGCAGAAUUAGAAGCCAAGACAGCAGAACUGGUACGUCAGGCUGAAGAAGUCAUGAGAGGCCCACAAGAAAUGUUGUCCAGGCCAGCAUCUCCACAGGUUGAAUUAUUUGACAGCGAGGCCAAACAUCUGAGAAAUUUAUGGUCGCCUAAAUUGCUGCCAGUUCCUCUUACAGUGACUAAGCAACCAAACAAGAAGAAGUCUAGCCCUGUGUCUACAGCUCUGACUAGGCCACAAUCUGGAAAAAAGCAAAAAGGAAACCAGUCAAGCACAAAACUAAGACCACGCGAUGUCCCAAGUGCUGCCGAUGUUGCAGUCCCAGACUUCUCUCUUGCCAAGACAAUUGAGACAAUUGAAGUGCAACUUGAAGAAGGAAACUUGCCUGAUCUAGAAGACGAUAUUCUUCCCACUGCCGGAAGUGAAAUUGGAGCAGAGGCCCAAAUCCGAUUCCUAAAGGCAAAGCUUCGUGUCAUGCAGGAGGAACUGGACGCCAGAGGAGUGGAAUGCCGUGAAAAGGAUGAGAAGAAUCAGAAUUUAAGCAGCUGUCUUAAAGAAAUGGAAGAAGAACAUGGGAGGCUGCAGCGAACAGCUAGUUUACAGCAAUCUCAAAUACAAAAGUACAAAAUGCUGUCAGAGGAAGCAAACCAAAAAAGUGAAGGGUUGCAGCAGAAGGCUUCUGUGGUAGAAAAGGAACUGGACAAUCUGAAGCGCGCACAAAAGCAGGCUUCAGCCAGCCAGAGUACAAUGGAAGUGCGCUUAAACAGAGCACUUGAGGAAGCAGAGAAAUAUAAAAUGGAAUUGAAUAAACUGAAGCAAAGUAACAAGGAUUUAGUCAACCAAGGACAUAAAAAGCUUGAAGAACUGAAAAUUGAAAAUAAGAGGCUGGAGAAACAAAAAGGAGAGCUGAUGACAGGUUUCAAGAAACAAAUAAAGUUAAUUGACAUCUUAAAGAGACAGAAGAUGCACACUGAAUCUGCAAAGAUGCUUUCUUUCACUGAAGAGGAGUUUAUGAAAGCCUUGGAAUGGGGAAAUUCUUAACACAAUCAGUGUGCAGCACUCUACAUGAUGAGAACAUGAUUAGCAUUUAGCACGAUUGUGGCUCAGGAUAAUACAUUUAAAAGUGGAUCAAUUAAUUCUUAAGUUUUCUGAAACCCUGGAACUUAUUAAAGUUAGCCCAACGGGUUGUACGCAAUACUAAUCAUACUAGAGUAAACCCACUUAAAUUGAUAAACAUGACUAACUUGGUCCAUCAAUCUCAAUGAGCCUAUUCUGAGUAGAAUUUAAAUUGUAUACAACCCAGUAUCUCUUGUUUAGUCUACCCUCUCCUUCCUAUCGUUGCUUUUGCCAGCUCCCAUUUCUCUCACCUUGCUACAUUUACAAGAAUCUGGUUAUGGCUGCUGCUGUUUUCCAGAUUACCAAGAACAGCUCGAAAGCUUGGGGUGCUUCAGACAUUGCACUGAAACCAGACUGCCUUUAGUUUGUUUCACCAAAAGUUUAGUAAAUCCAUUUUGAUUUUCAAAAUAAAGUCAUUAUUUACUGGGUUUCUGUCCUUUACCUUUAUCUGCUUAACUUUCAAUUAGUAAAAAACAAGUAAACUGACAAUUGUUUCUGAGCAAGGCUACUAAUUCUCUUA